CUAAGCCUACACAACCCCUUUUCAAGAAGCCUUCCCUGGAUAUGGCCCGCUCCUUCAAUGCCCUGCCUGUAGCUCAGUCGACUGUCAACACGUCGUUCAACACUGCGUCCUCUUCCCAGCAGAUCCAAGCGGAUAUAGCAAAUACGUCCUUUACUUCGCAUGUCGACCAUACAGAAGCUCCGCGCACUUUCAUGACGAGAAAUCAACGAUGGCCAACUGAAGUUCAACCCACAUCCAGAGAAUCUUUCCGACGCUAGCUUCGACCCGCUUCGACUUACUUUGGAAGUUUCGAUCUAUGGUUCAGCACCAUCGCACUCUGAUCCCCACAUCUCUUUCAUCCCCAUGGCCGACGGGGGUGUACCAGGAGACAUCGUUGCCGACUCCAUGAAGGAGUGUCUUGACGCUGAACGAAGUAACCUUCUCGAGCAGAUUUGUGACCCUGUCGAGCUGUACGAGUACGUUCACAGGAACAGCUCGACAUCGAGGAACGGGUCUGACAAGUCCCGGCAGGCAGCUUUGCGUUUGGGGCUAGAAGGGAAGCUCAAGCUGCUACUGGAGUCAGGAUUCUCCCCUCUCAAUUUACAGGUUCUAGCCAAGCACAUGUCACGCCUCGUCAAGAAACAGCACCUCCCCCAGGAAUCGAAGCUCCAAAGGCCGCUCGGGAAAGCAACAUACUUUUACGGUGUCGCAGAUCCCUUGGGAGUGCUGAAGCCCGGAGAAGUGCACAUUCCGUGCUCCUCGUCUUUUGUUGACGAAGUGACUAACGAGAAGUUUGAUGCCAACGAUGACCCAAGCGUCGAUGGUGUCUUGCAGAAAGCUUUCGUGUUUAGAAGCGCCCCGUCGCUCCUUGGCAUCGUUGCGACGUUCCUGGAAAAGCAGUCCUAUCUGGAGGAUCGCGGGUUCAGGAGGACGAGCUUGCUAGUGUGCUGGAGCAGCGGAUCUCAUAGAACGAGUAUCGAAUAUCCACGAGUGCCCGGGUACGUGUGACAAUGGCUCGGCAUUGUUCAGAGUGGGGUAAAGCGAUAACAGUGAGAUGGGGUAGAGGUAGCGAG
Molecule: messenger RNA, 1052 nt
Organism: Macroventuria anomochaeta
Lineage: Eukaryota; Fungi; Ascomycota; Dothideomycetes; Pleosporales; Didymellaceae
Exons: 1
Coding region: 343-987 (214 amino acids)
Molecular function (GO): RNA-directed RNA polymerase activity
Source: RefSeq, a predicted model, not a curated record